Molecule: messenger RNA, 982 nt
Organism: Puntigrus tetrazona (Sumatra barb)
Lineage: Eukaryota; Metazoa; Chordata; Actinopteri; Cypriniformes; Cyprinidae
Exons: 6
Coding region: 137-601 (154 amino acids)
Source: RefSeq, a predicted model, not a curated record
GGUUGGCAUCGUCUCUUCUCUCUCAUCUGGUCUGCAUUACGAGGGAGUAUAAAACUACUGCACCGAGAGAGAGAGCUCCACAGAGCUGACAGCCUCUUAACAGACUAACCCCAUACGCUAACACACUCGUGCAGCUAUGGCCAUGGUACUGUGGGUCUUUUUGCUCUGUCUGCAGGGAUGUCUGCUCACACAUGCUCUGGACUGCAUGGGCAGGAGUGUGGACUGUGUCAACACACAGGUUACAGAAGUCAAGGUUAAAGAUGAGCAAUUAUCUUUUCUGACGAGGAUUAGAAGACAAGCUCAACUUACUCAGCGGCCUGGAUCUUAUUCAGUCAAAGGAUCUCCUAACACACUCAUCCAGACUGACAGAUCGAGGCGACAUUUGAAUGCUAGUAAAAAAAAGCCUGUAAGAUCUCGCAUUGGCUCGUACUCACUUCUUACCCAUAACCACGCAGCCAACCCACUGCAGGUCGUAAGUGUUCAUAGGAACUUUGAGGGUGUGUCCCAUCCCAAAGUGGCUGCAUUAAAGUCUGUGAAGAAGAGAUCCAGAAGAAGUGUACCCAAGAGAAAGAAGAACGCAAGGAAUAACACAUGCUCAUGAGAGAUUCUUUGAAGCACUUAAGCUGUACUUCCUGUUAACGCUCUAGCUCAUUUACUAAUUCUGUGAGAUCACACAGAUUCUGUGACAACAUGAUCACAAUUAAUGACAAUAAUUGGACAGUCCCACACUUAAAUAUCUAAAAUAAAUGACUUAAAUAUAAACAUAUAUACACCAUACUAAGCUUUCAAAUCUGCAUAAUUCUCAUUUAGAAGUAAAAUAAUUAACUUUUGCUAAUAUGAUUCUAAGCAAUGUUAUACUAAGUUAUAUAAGUCUUUAUACACUGCUUGAACAAAUAUAUAAAAAAUGUUUUGUGGAUUUUUUAUUAAAUAAACUUUAAUUUGAAUGGUCUGAACUACUUCACAUUAAACAGAUGAAAUGAAA